This is a messenger RNA of Saccharomyces eubayanus, 1470 nucleotides long. It is a transcript of the gene VVS1, whose product is annotated as Vvs1p. The record is from RefSeq and is a predicted model, not a curated record. Gene Ontology annotation, biological process: monosaccharide transmembrane transport. NCBI's taxonomy places the organism in Eukaryota, Fungi, Ascomycota, Saccharomycetes, Saccharomycetales, Saccharomycetaceae. The transcript has a single exon. Gene Ontology annotation, molecular function: hexose transmembrane transporter activity. The coding region runs from base 1 to 1470 and encodes 489 amino acids. Gene Ontology annotation, cellular component: membrane.
AUGACUGAAACGGAAAGACUAAUGCCUAGCAGUGGCUCUCAGAACAGGAAGCCGUCAAUUACAGGCCACUUGAUCCUGAGCAUGGUAGUGGCGUGCUUGGGGUCUGUCCAGUACGGAUACCACAUAGCAGAGUUGAAUGCGCCCCAGCAGUUCUUAUCGUGCUCCAAGUUUGACUCCCCCGACGAGAACAUAUCGUACGGAGACACCUGGGUGGGCCAACACGGUCUCAAGCAAUGUAUUGCGCUGAGCGAUUCCCAGUUCGGUGCCGUAACGUCCAUACUUAGUAUUGGUGGGCUGUUUGGGUCGUACUACGCGGGGAACUGGGCCAAUCGGUACGGGAGGAAGUACGUCAGCAUGGGCGCCUCAGCCAUGUGCAUGGUGUCGUCUUUGAUUCUCUUCUACUCCAACUCGUAUCUGCAGCUGCUCUUCGGCAGGUUUCUCGUGGGCAUGUCUUGCGGUACCGCGAUCGUAAUCACGCCACUGUUCAUCAAUGAGAUCGCGCCCGUGGAGUGGAGGGGUGCCAUGGGGUCCAUGAAUCAGGUGUCCAUCAACCUGGGCAUCCUGCUGACGCAGACCCUGGCGCUCAAGUACGCGGACUCCUACAACUGGAGAUGGUUACUGUUUGCCGGCUCCGUCAUAGCCUUGGCAAACAUUUUGAUAUGGCUCAGAGUAGAUGAGUCGCCCAGAUGGCUUCUGAACAAGGGGUUUGUUCCUGAGGCGGAGAUGGUUUUGUUCAAGCUGCGUCCCGGCACGUACCAGCAGGCGAAGCAAGAGAUCCAGGACUGGCAGCAUGGCGACGCACAGGACCGCGACUCGGAGUCCGGCGCAACAGCAACACACUCGGGACCCACACUGUGGCAGUACGUGCGCGACCCCUCGUACAAGAAGCCGCGCACGGUCAUCCUGACCAUCCUGUCGUGCCAGCAGUUCUGCGGCAUCAACUCGAUUAUCUUCUACGGCGUGAAAGUGAUCGGCAACCUCCUGCCGGACUACUCGAUCCAGAUCAACUUCGCGAUCUCCAUCCUGAACGUCGUGGUGACGCUGCUUGCCUCAGCAAUCAUCGACCACGUCGGGCGCCGCCCAUUGCUGCUCGCCUCCACCACGGCGAUGACCGCCAUGUCGCUGCUGAUCAGUCUCGGUCUCACCAUGGGCGUGUCCUUCUUGCUAGUCACGGCCACGUUCGUGUACAUUGCCGCGUUCGCGAUCGGCCUGGGGCCCAUCCCGUUCCUGAUCAUCGGCGAGCUAUCGUACCCGCAGGAUGCUGCCACCGCACAGAGCUUCGGUACUGUGUGCAACUGGCUGGCCACCUUCAUCACCGGAUACCUCUUCCCCAUAGCCCACGGCCUAAUGGGCGGCUACGUGUUCGCGACCUUCGCUGCCAUCGCCGCCCUGUUUGCAACGUACGUGUACAAGAGAGUCCCCGAGACCAAGGGCAAGACUACGUACAGCGAGGUGUGGGCCGGCUACUGA